UGCCCUGCUUCAGCUCGUUCUUCCGGCUUCCCAUCAUGCAACGCUCCGUAAAACUACGCAAUGGCUGCGCCCGUUCACAACAAUUAAAUUGGAUGUCAUCUUUUUUUGAGGUGGGGUUCUUGCACCCACGACUACAUUAGUAUUAAAUUAAUAUUAGUGUUAUCAGCCGAGUCUUCAGAAUGCCGAAAUAUUACGAGGAUAAAGAGGAAGACAACCGAGCCUGUGCCGGCAUCAGAGAGGACUUCAAGACGUGCCUCCUUCAACAUGACUGCGUCGUAAAGGAAGGGAAGAUGCCCAGUGAGUGCUUGAAGGAAGGCCACUGCAAAUCUCUCCAGAUAUCGUUCUUCGAAUGCAAGCGGUCCAUGCUGGACACAAGGUCAAGAUUCAGAGGAAGAAAAGGAUAUUAAAGAACUAAGAUGGCGUCAUUUACUCAAGACUGCAAGGCGCACUGUGCCAAGUGAAGCUUCUCCUCCUCCUCUUUAUUUGAACAAAUAUUUAACAAACAUACAUUUUGUCAAAAUAUUUAACACUGCACUCUGAUGCAAAAUGUUUCUUAAAAACAAAGCAAAUAAAAGAGGAGGCAUUUUUUGCUUUGA
Messenger RNA from Syngnathoides biaculeatus (alligator pipefish), 596 nucleotides. Its product is annotated as cytochrome c oxidase assembly factor 5. The transcript is spliced from 3 exons. Gene Ontology annotation, biological process: mitochondrial respiratory chain complex IV assembly. The record is from RefSeq and is a predicted model, not a curated record. Lineage: Eukaryota; Metazoa; Chordata; Actinopteri; Syngnathiformes; Syngnathidae. Bases 180 to 407 code for a protein of 75 amino acids. Gene Ontology annotation, cellular component: mitochondrion.